Messenger RNA from Halichondria panicea, 691 nucleotides. Its product is annotated as centrin-3-like. Gene Ontology annotation, cellular component: myosin II complex. Lineage: Eukaryota; Metazoa; Porifera; Demospongiae; Suberitida; Halichondriidae. The record is from RefSeq and is a predicted model, not a curated record. Bases 51 to 560 code for a protein of 169 amino acids. Gene Ontology annotation, molecular function: calcium ion binding. The transcript has 4 exons.
AUGCAAGCUCAGCAAAAAUUUAAAGGCUGCUGUGAAGAAACGUGAAGAGUAUGAGUCUUAGUUUAAAAGCUGCCACUGAGCCUCCUGGUGACAAGGGGAGGCGUAGAAAGAGACGGGAGUUGAGUGAAGAACAGAAGCAAGAGAUUGUGGAGGCCUUCAAUCUCUUUGACACAGACAAAGACCAAGCUAUCGACUAUCACGAACUGAAGGUGGCCAUCAGAGCUCUCGGCUUUGAGGUGAAGAAAGCGGACGUGUUGAAAAUUAUGCGAGACUGCGACAAAGAAGGAAAAGGGACAAUAUCAUUUCAAGAUUUCUCAGAGAUCAUGACUGACUGGAUGUUGCAAAGGGACCCUAAAGAGGAACUAGUGAAAGCAUUCCAGUUAUUUGAUGACGACCAAACCGGUAAAAUCAGCCUACGUAAUCUGAGACGAGUUGCUAGGGAACUGGGAGAGAACAUGUCUGAAGAUGAACUUAAAGCAAUGAUCGAUGAAUUUGACACGGACAAUGAUGGGGAGAUUGGUCAAGAAGACUUUGUGGCGAUAAUGACUGGAGACACUUAAACACACAUUGUAGCUAUGGCAACAAGCAUUUAUACCUAUCACCAUCCUCAUUGUAUGUCUGAUAUCACUUACUAUAAUUUAUACAUGUAUUGAUGUUCUACCCAGAAUAAUAAUAAUAAUUGCGGCACUGG